GCAAGGUCCGAGGUUGCGCUGCGUUCCGCCUCUUUGACUUUGCACGAAAAUUUCGAUCCGAGUCUCAGCGGCUAUCAUUUGCAGGUCCGAAAGGGGUGUGUGUGGCGGUGUGAAAAGUUAGGGGGCGUGUGUGUCCUCAUACUUAAAUAUUCGAAUACUACAUCGAGCCAUCACUGCUGAUUCCUUGCGCGUCAGUGAUGUAAUUUGGGACCACGUCUUGGCACAGUGUGUAACAGGAUGUCUUCUCUGAAGCUGAACUCUUCUAGUUAAACAGAAGGCGAUGCUGUUUCCAGGAUGUAUUCUGCUCUGCAUCCUUCUGCGGGAGGCAGAAAGUGCAGUGGAUCAUGUGACACUGCAGUGCCCUCUGUCUCUGGCGGGGGCUCUGCAUCCUGUCCAGGCCCAGCUGGAGAGGUUUGGGGCGGGGCCAGGUUGUGCUGCUAAAGAGGGCGGGGCUAAAGAGACCCACGUGAUCUCCGUGGAGAAAGCUAGCCACAGCCCAGACAAACAGGUAACCGUCGUGCUGAGGCCAUUAUCCUAUUCCCGUCCUGUUGCGCGCCCUGUCAUGCUCCUCCUGAGUUCUCAGCAUGGUGUAUCCUGGGUCUUAGAGAGUGAGGGGCUACCAGAGAAUCUCCAUGUGAUGAUACAGGUGUCAGUGAACUCAGAGGUGGAGCUGGGCCGUGUGUCAGCGCGUGUUCACUCCGUCCCCAUGAUGCCCUGGCAGCCUCGUGCACUGUUACACUGGACUCUUCAGCGUCAUUCCACCAUCUCCUCCCUCAUACACUCCGCCCACGCCAACCGCAUCUACCUCCGUCUUGGAGAGGAUCCCAGCAUGCCGAGCGUUUGUCACCUGCAGCCUCUCUUCCUGUCUCAAAACUACCUGGCAUCGGAGCUGCAAGAACAGCAACUCAGUGGCUGCACUCCCACAAUCAGGGAUGCUGACCCGGAAGUACAUGUAAUAAAGCUGUGGUCCGCAGGGUCCGGACUGUGUGGCUCAUUGCAGGUGGAAGUGCCAAUCUCUCUGCUGCCCCCUGUGGUAGAUGUGGGGUGGUACAACAUAGUGUUGGUGCUGAGCAGUGCAGCACCAGUGAACUGGGCUCUGGUAACCCCUGGCCUCCGUGGCCACAUCACUGUCCACUCGUCGCACAGUGUGACCCCACUCUAUCCGCCCAAACCUGACCUCAGCAUGACCAGCACAGUGGUCCCGGACCUGCUCACAUUCCCUGACCUGCUCGUCUGGGCCAAUCAGAGCGGCUAUCCCAUUGUGACAUCAUACACCGAAGCUAACCUGGCCAAUCGCUUUGCGAUCAAACUGAGGAGGGGCGGGACAGCCCAAGCCAUGGAGGCGAAGACAGAGGAGGAGAGGCUGAGGCAGUGGCUGUCUCGUGAGGAUGACGAGGAUGAUGAAGGAAGCAGGGAGGCUGUCCGUGCUCAGUGUGUGGAUGGACGACUCACUGUCUCUGUGGAUAAGCACAUCUUACAGGCUCUGUCACUGUCUGUAUCCACGGUGACUCUGCGAGACCCCUCCUGCCAGGCCCAGUCCAAUGGGAGUCACUUCCUGUUGGCAUUCCCAGUCAUUUCCUGUGGGACAGAGGGAGAGAUGGAACGACAGAGCAAAGGAGUGCAUUACAAAAACAUGGUGUUACUAUGGAAACAUAAGCCUCUUUUUAGUGUGCAUAAUGAGACAAAUUGGAAGAAGACUGAAGAGUCCACUCCACUUGUUAUACAUUUCAGCUGCAUGACACUUUUACCUAGCCCACCCACUAAGGCAGAGCUGAACACGUCCCCCAGGCCAGAGGGGGCACUGUUGCGUGGCCGUGCCUUGGACCUGCCGUGGCUGGCGAGGCCCGGUAGCGCCCCUACGCUCUCCAUGCAGCUGUUUCCAAGCGAGAAGUUCGAGCGGCGGGCCAUGGGCCCCUGCGUGGUGGCAGCGGGCACGCGUGUCUAUGCCGAGAUCUCAGGCAGCAGUAGCCUCAGUGGGAGGGUGGAGGUGAGUGCCUGUAUGGUGUCUCCUCUCUCGGACCCCCGCGCCCACGCCGGCUGGCCCCUCAUCCACAACUCCUGCCCUGCUGACCCCUCCUUCACCCUGGAGCCCUCACACAGAGAGGGCUGGCCGCAGGAGACCAGGGGUGAGGAGGACGACAGCGAGGAAGAUGAAGGAGGGAGGAAGGCGCGCGACGCGAGAGGCCAGCACGAACCUGGUCGGCAGGGCGGGGCCAGCAGACAAGAGAAAGCGAGGAACGGAGAGAAGGAGAACUCGGGGAGGCCGAGGUCACCGGCACCAGGGAGACUUCAGGCAGACGGCGAAGGAACCAGGCCCCAGGGAGGAAGGAGCGAGGAGGCGCCAGGAGAGGAGGAGGCGAGGGACCUGAGGUUCAGCUUCACGCUCAAGCCUGUGUUUAACAACUCCAUCCAGUUCCUGCACUGCAGCCUGCUGGUGUGUCAGAAGACCCAGCCUGAGGGGUCCCUGGGGACCACGACUCCCAGAAACUGCACACAGGGGCCAUCCAUUCCUGCUCUAAUACACACACCUGCUACACAGCAGUGUGAACACAGAAACUUGUCCAGGCCAGUGCUAGUCACCUAUUCAGCUACUGAAGGCCUGGCUGGUCUACUGGCACCCCCUGCUGGCCAGCUUUCACAAAAGUAUGGUGGAAUGGAGACAUCACAGCACAGCUCCUACAGCACUGGUGUGGACACGGGGCCUGUGUUGGUUGCUGUAUUCUCUGCCUUUCUGCUGGGUGUCAGUGUCGUGGGGGUGCUGUGGUGCAUCUACUCCUGCACAGGGCAACCUCCAGCUGUGCACAGAGAUGUUCCCAUAGAGACCAUGAAUCUCAACCCCAGGUCCUGGAACCCAGUAGCUCAGCUGGAACAAACCAUCAGCUCUGUGUAGAGGCGUUUGACAGCAUGAAUAAACUCGUGUGUGUGUGUGUGUGUGUGUGUGUGUGUGAGGAAGGGAGGGAGGAAGAGUAUGUGCCUUUAGGUAUGUGUGUCAGUGGGUUCCAGAGUCCAGCCCUCAUUCUUCCCAAACAUCAGAAUAGCCCGUAACCCCAUGAACCAUGGCCUUCUUAACCCACUGGAGUUCACACAGGCCUUUCAGAGAGACCGGAACCACUGAAAUUUGCUGUCGCUGAUCCCCUGUCAUGACUCGGCCAUUGGGUCAUCACUGGGCCACUGGGUCAGUACUGGGCCAUCACUGGGCCAUUGGGCCAGUACUACGUGGCCUUUAGACCUGCACAUUACCAGUUUUCCACAGCGUUUUCCAGGCAGGCUCGGGUCAAGUGAAGAGAAGAUGGCAGACUGCUACUAUACUGUUACAAUCAGUCAAACUGAGCUCAGAGUGAAAAAUGUGAUAUCAUUCUAUAGAUAUAUGACUGGUGCUCUGCAGUGUGUGUGUGUGUGUGUGUGUGUGUGAGACUGUGAAUGAUAUGCUUCAUUGUUUCUAUUGUUUCUCAUUGCUGAAGCAACAUUAAAGCGAUCAAUCCGAAUCCUCCGAGUGUGUGUGUGUGUG
Messenger RNA from Electrophorus electricus (electric eel), 3508 nucleotides. Lineage: Eukaryota; Metazoa; Chordata; Actinopteri; Gymnotiformes; Gymnotidae. The record is from RefSeq and is a predicted model, not a curated record.